AGGCUGUGGCGCUUCCCAGCGGCAGCGGGAGGGAACCCGCUGGGAGCCGGCAGUGGGGAGUUCGUCGCUAUGUUCCGACGGGACGGGAGAAGUCCCUGCCCGUGAGCAGCCGGGUCUCUGCGCGCCAAUAGGAGGAGGCGGCCAUGGCGGAGACCGAGGAGCAGGGGUCGCGGGCAGCUGCUGGGGGACCCGACGGUGACGAGGACGAGGAGCGGGAGCCGCUGCUGCCAAGGCCGGGCCGGGCCCCGCCGGGCUGCGCCGUGAGGGUCAUCUGGAGUCCGGAGGGAGGAGGGGACGAAGAGACCUCGUCGGACCGAGCAGAGGAGGAAUUGCUGCUCCUGCCCGGGGGAGAGGCCACCGAGGCUGCCCGUGGGGGCCGCGGCCGUAGUGCCCGGCGGAGCCCCUCCUGUGACAGCCAGCGCCUCCUCUCGUCAGUACAUUUUGGAGGUACUUCAGAGAUGAACAUAUUCUUGGAGGAUCCAGAAUUUGCUGAUAUAAUACAGAGAGCAGAACAAGCAAUAGACUGUGGAGUUCUCCCAGAAAGAAUCUCUCAAGGUUCAAGUGGGAGUUAUUUUGUCAAGGAUCCCAAAGGGAAAAUUAUUGGCGUCUUUAAACCAAAAUCUGAAGAGCCUUAUGGUCAUCUAAAUCCAAAAUGGACCAAAUAUUUUCAUAAGAUCUGCUGCCCUUGCUGUUUUGGCAGAGGUUGCCUUGUUCCUAAUCAGGGAUACCUUUCUGAGGCUGGUGCCUAUCUUGUAGAUGAAAAGCUUGCUUUAGGAGUUGUACCUAAAACAAAGGUGGUCUGGCUUGUGAGUGAGACAUUUAACUACAGUGCAAUAGAUCGUGCAAAAUCAAGAGGCAAAAAAUAUGCUCUAGAAAAAGUACCAAAAGUGGGCAAAAAAUUCCAUCGAAUAGGACUACCUCCCAAGGUGGGCUCCUUUCAGAUGUUUGUUGAUGGUUAUAAGGAAGCUGAUUAUUGGCUUAGGAAAUUUGAAGCUGAUCCUUUACCUGAGAAUAUUAGAAAACAGCUUCAGUCACAGUUUGAGAGAUUAGUUGCCUUGGAUUACAUCACCAGAAAUACAGACAGGGGAAAUGAUAAUUGGCUAGUCCGUUAUGAAAAGCAGAGUGAUGGGAGUGAAAGUUCCAGUAAGGAAACAGAGUGGACUACUAAUAAAGAAUCUCUUAUUAAAAUUGCUGCAAUUGAUAAUGGUCUAGCAUUUCCUUUUAAACAUCCUGAUGAAUGGAGAGCAUUGAAGGCUAAUGAUGAGAUUAGUCACCAGACUGAUAAAGGAUUUGACAAAGCUACUUUUGAAAAUCAGAUGUCUGUAAUGAGAGGCCAGAUUUUGAACCUUACUCAAGCAUUAAAAGAUGGAAAGAGUCCUCUUCAGCUAGUACAAAUGCCACGUGUGAUUGUGGAACGAAGUCAGAGUGGAAGUCAAGGCCGAAUUGUUCAUCUGAGUAAUUCAUUCACACAAACUGUGCAUUGCAGGAAACCUUUCUUUUCUUCCUGGUAG
This is a messenger RNA of Gracilinanus agilis (Agile Gracile Mouse Opossum), 1511 nucleotides long. RefSeq names its product phosphatidylinositol 4-kinase type 2 beta (gene PI4K2B). Gene Ontology annotation, biological process: endosome organization; phosphatidylinositol phosphate biosynthetic process; Golgi organization. The coding region runs from base 144 to 1511 and encodes 455 amino acids. Gene Ontology annotation, cellular component: trans-Golgi network; endosome; plasma membrane. Gene Ontology annotation, molecular function: 1-phosphatidylinositol 4-kinase activity. The record is from RefSeq and is a predicted model, not a curated record. Lineage: Eukaryota; Metazoa; Chordata; Mammalia; Didelphimorphia; Didelphidae. The transcript is spliced from 10 exons.